Messenger RNA from Manihot esculenta (cassava), 345 nucleotides. RefSeq names its product non-specific lipid-transfer protein. Gene Ontology annotation, molecular function: lipid binding. The transcript is spliced from 2 exons. Gene Ontology annotation, cellular component: membrane. NCBI's taxonomy places the organism in Eukaryota, Viridiplantae, Streptophyta, Magnoliopsida, Malpighiales, Euphorbiaceae. The record is from RefSeq and is a predicted model, not a curated record. Gene Ontology annotation, biological process: lipid transport. The coding region runs from base 1 to 345 and encodes 114 amino acids.
AUGAAGAUGAUGAGUUUGUGGGGUUUGGGAUUAGCCCUUUUGGUUGUCACAGCAAACCAAGUGCAUGCCAGUGUCUGCCCUGAAGUCAUCAGUGCUCUAUCGCCAUGCCAUGAUUUCUUGGUCGGCAGCGACCAAUCUCCUACAUCUUCAUGUUGUGUAUCAGCACAAAACCUCAACAGUGGCGCUACUGAUCAGCCAAAGCGAACUCAUCUCUGUGAAUGUUUUCAACAACUUAUCUACAUUUUGGGGAUUAAAGUUGAUAAAGCUAAGCAACUUCCUACUCUCUGCAGCAUCCACAACGCCGUUCCUGUUGAUCCUAACGUUGACUGCACCAAAGUUUUAUAG